AUGCCUUAUAUGAACAGCACACUGCACUAUCACGAACAACUCCGGACACUGGGCGAAGCCCUCGCCGAAACCCUCGAUGUCAGCUCAGACGAGGAAUAUAGCUCCGCAAGGGAAGAUCAAGAUGAAGACAUGACGCAGUUUUACCACGAUAUGAUCCGAGAGAUAGGCAACCAGCUCAAUAAAGCGAGGAAGAUCGAACAGGCCAAGGAGGCCAUGUCCAAGCCUGCACACGGAGACUUCGAUGUCUAUCUUGGUGUGCCGAAGACACCUUACCACGAUAAUGACUGCGAUUGUGAGGUGAUCCUCCAUGAAAGAGGAGGAGAGGAGCUUUGCAGGAGCUUCUAUACUGUAGGUGUCGAUGUUGGUGAGACGGGGGAGAAGAAUGUCUAUAGAAAGCAGCAGCGGCCUGCGUUUGUGCUGGAUGGGGAAGACCAUCACCAGAAGUGCAACAAGAUGACAGAGAAGCUGUGGGUUGGGUUCAUGAGGGCUGAUGCGUCUGAGACAUUCGUGUGUGUUUAUAAAAUCAUUGAAGCGAAGGAGCCCAGGGCGUUUGCUUGUAAGCUCUUGGUUAGAUGUGCGAAGGAGGGAAUCCUCCCGGUGACAGUCGGGGCUAGGGCUAUCAAUCGUGUCUUGGAGUUGUUGGAUGAGCUGGCAGAGAUCAAGUCUGCGGAUUCUUCUAGGACAUUUUCCAGUGCCAUUUCUGUGGCUGAUGCAUGA
This is a messenger RNA of Aspergillus puulaauensis, 717 nucleotides long. RefSeq lists its product as uncharacterized. The record is from RefSeq and is a predicted model, not a curated record. Bases 1 to 717 code for a protein of 238 amino acids. Lineage: Eukaryota; Fungi; Ascomycota; Eurotiomycetes; Eurotiales; Aspergillaceae. The transcript has a single exon.